Epinephelus lanceolatus (giant grouper) is the source of this 2464-nucleotide messenger RNA. NCBI's taxonomy places the organism in Eukaryota, Metazoa, Chordata, Actinopteri, Perciformes, Serranidae. The record is from RefSeq and is a predicted model, not a curated record.
CGUUCCGGGAAGGGGAAGACUUUUCUCGACAUAAUUUAAGUUAUGAAGAUUGAGGAAAGGAAAACAUAUAGUGGCUGAGGUCCGACAGCUGCGCAACUCGUCGGAGGCUGACGGCAGGUAUAAGAAGAAAAUGCAUUGAUGACUGGAUCCCGCAACAAACCCUGUCGAAUAAUGAUCAGCGAAAUUGUCAUAGUGCGCCAUCCUGUUUCUGUGUGUGUACCUGUGAACCACAGGGUGACACUGAGCGUCCGGGCUGAGGGAACAGACACCCUUCACUACCAGUGGUUCACUGAUGAUGAGCAGGUGCCUGGAGGCACUGAAGCAGACUUGACCAUCACAGCUAUAAAAACCCAGCUCUACGUGUGCCGAGUGAAUGACCACUUUUGUAACUGCGUCUUCAGUGACUGGGUGAAAGUGAAGGUGUUAGACAUUGAUAAAUCAGGUUUGCCAGUACACUGGCAGGGUGAGCCACACAUCGCUGUUAACCCUAAACCCCAGACGGUACGACAUGGUAGCAAGCUCACUCUCCGCUGCGUUGCCUUUGGCAUGCCCACUCCACACUAUCAGUGGUACAGAAAUGGACAGCAGCUGCUGGAGACUAGUGGUACGCUGCAGAUUGAGCGUGCAACAGCCGAGCACGCAGGAUCAUACCUGUGCUGCAUAUCUAACGUGCUUCAAGAGACAUGGACUGAGCCAGUUGAUGUUGACAUUGUACAAACGGAUCAGCUUCCUCCUGCUGUGCCCACAGCCACUGAUAAAGUUGCCCUACUUAUCGGCAACCUAAAUUACACCCACCACCCUGACUUGAUGGCCCCGAUCAUGGAUGUACAUGAGCUGGCCAACCUUCUGCAGCAGCUUGGCUUCAGGGUGGUUUCCCUGCUGGAUCUCACCAGGGAGGAGAUGCUGGCUGCUAUCGACAAGUUCAUUCAGCUCCUUGACAGAGGAGUUUAUGGCCUUUUCUACUAUGCGGGUCAUGGAUAUGAGCGUGCUGGGAGGAAUUACUUGGUAGCUGUUGACGCUCCACAACCGUACCGAACUGAAAACUGUGUCUGUGUGCAGAGGGUCAUGCUCAGCAUGCAGCAAAGACGGACGGCACUGAGUGUGAUCCUUCUGGAUACCUGUAGAAAAUGGUACAACCAGGAUAGCAUACCUUCAGGCAUCAUGCCACUGGGACCCAGUGGGAACACUGUUUAUGGUUAUGCCACAUGUGAAGAUGCUGAGGCGUUUGAGGUCCAGGAUGGGGGCAAAAGUACUGGAAUCUUCACUAAGUACUUGAACGCUCACAUCCUACAGACGGACAAAGUCACACACGUCUUAGAGCAGGUGUCUGAGGAUCUAGGCAAAGACCCUCUCAUCACAGGCAAGCAGCAGGUGGAGAUCAAACACACCCUGAAGGAACCACGAUCCCUCGCUGAUCCGGUUUGGACCACUGGCCACACAAGGGAGCUACACCUGCGUGAUGCCUGCUGGAGACAAGCAAAUGAGUUACCACGGAGGAAGCGGCUGCUAUUUGUUUGCGGAGUAGAAGUGGAAGUGAGCUUCUCAGCCCUGUUCUCUAACGUCUUGGUGGCUUUUGCCACCAUAAAGACGACAGGCCCCAGAACCCAGGACUGCACUGUCACCCUGAGCAGCAUACCUCCAAUGGAAGACAUAUUUUCCGGCCCUGGCAGGUCAGAGGAUAUGGACUCUCUACUAUUUAGGAAUUCUGAAAACCAAGACUCAACUCUGCGGCUUUGUGCUCUUCAAAAGCUCACGGAGUCACUGGUCAUCAAGGUGGAUCUACACUAUACUCACACGGACAGUAAGCUGCGCCAGACAGAGAGCCAACAGGUGGACAUAGGAAAGCCUCUGGUGGCAUCCUGUAAAUUGCACAGGAGGAAUCAUGCAACGACAGCCAAGAAACAAGAAGGUGCUUCUGCUCAAAGUAUGGGCAACAUACCACGCAGCAAACCAUGGCUGCGUCAGACUCAGGCUGGUCCAUGUGGCCCUUUCACCAGGAAGGCAGAGUGUGGCCCCAAAGUUGCGGUCACAAGGAGCAACGAACCUGAAGAGAAUGAUGAAAAUGAACUGCAAGACUUCAGUCUUCGCCAUUAGCCCUUUCUGGUCCUGUUGUAAAUACUACUUUGAUGCUUUUUAAUGAUGUGAGCGGGAAUUACUCACUAGCUGAUUAUGCAUCUUACUUGUCUGGUUGAUUGGUGGUGAUAGAUAAAUGAGUGAGUGACUGAAUGAAUGAAUGACAGACAGAGGUUUGUGUUUGGGUGGUGUUUCCAGCCUUCAAUUCUUAGCUCAACACUGAAGAGACAUUAACACUCACUUUUGCCAACCACUGAUGUAAUCAUAAAUUGUAUAAUACUUAAAAAUGUAUCACUUUUUUCCUCAGUGGCAAGCUGGCUAGCCUAAUUUAUCACAUUAAGACCUUUACUGUUUAGAAUUUAUCUAAUAAAAACCACUACUUUCAUCAUUA